This is a messenger RNA of Porites evermanni, 9788 nucleotides long. The record is from the annotation of a GenBank genome assembly. NCBI's taxonomy places the organism in Eukaryota, Metazoa, Cnidaria, Anthozoa, Scleractinia, Poritidae.
UAUGCCCAUCAGCUUCGUUUCACAUUUCGUUUGGCUUUUCGAAGAUCAUCCUCGUCCUUGUAUUACUGUGAUCAAAAUACCAUAGGCAAUGGAAGUCUUCUUGGAUCAGGAGAUUCAUGGAGAGCCGAUCGCGACGAGACGUGUGAGUUUUGCUCAGGACAAACUAUUGCAGACACUGGUUUUCGUUGUACAGACUACAGUAGCAGCGAAGAUUGGUCAGUGGGUGAAAACAACUUUACUCACACUUUCUCAGCCGACACGACAUGGAUUGUAAGGUACGUUCCUUUAUAUAAUCUUACUUUUUCUUUUUAUAAUUAUGUAAAUAAAUAUCAUUAUCCUUUCAGUUUCGCAUUUGCUAUUACGAAAUUGAAGUCUUUAUUGCCCUCGGUUUGUAACUAAUAUUGCGAUUCUAUGAGUAUUUCUUAAUGCAUGUCUUGUUUGAUGGCCCUCUUAAAAUUUAGAAUGGAAGUUUUAUGGAGCUUUAUCAUGCUAUUUGCUAUCUUUCGGAAAAGCUUUUAAGCUUUUUAAAAAUAUGUCUUUUCAUCAACUGAAUUCUACUGAAAAAUAACGGUUCAUUUUUGUAAUUACGACUAUGUUUAUGCAAUGAAACUGUUUCCUGUCUUCUGUUGCAACGGAUGACAAGAAUGGACAUGGAUUGACACGUGAAAAAGUUGGACCAAUCUUUUCAAGUUUUACCUGACUGCAAAAAUCUCAAAAAUGAUAGUGCUCCCUGAUGAAAAUCGGUUGGACAUCUUCCUCAUAAUCGAUCAUAGCUCUACAGGGGUCAAUCAAGGGAUGGCUGUUGGGUCAAUUUAAUAAAACAUUUAGAAGUGUAAUUUACAAGUGUAAUCAUUGUUUUAGGGUCUAAAAACAACGGCUACACUUGUAAAAGUUUUAUUGAAUUGACCCCAGGAGAAUUUUGUGUAUGGGUAAAAAAAUAGAUACUUAUACUUGACUUCAGCACAGAAUUGACCUAAAACAGCAAAUUUGACAAAGCCGCUUUAAGGAAAGGUUAUACAAUUUUAGUAGCAUGGCAUGGAAUGAAAAUGUGAUGCUACAUUUAUUUAGUAAAAGACAAGUAUCACAGUGUUCCUACCUAAGCAGCCUAUGUUUAUCUUUGUUAAUAGCUACACUGACUGCUGUUGGACGUCCUUGCAAUCGAGCAUGGGGUAUCAGGAUGGCCCUUUUCGUAUAUCGACGAAAGUUACUCUGACCCAGAGGUUAGAUAAUGGGAGAAUUAACUCGUCUCCUGUAUCAAGAAGUCCCGCUAUUAUCAGGUGGUCUGAAGGCUGCUCCCGGUCUCUAAGGAUACCUGUUGAGGACGGGGACGGAGAUGUGGUAAAAUGCCGCUAUGCAAAUGACUUCGAGUCCCUCAUUUAUGACAGUUUUCCUCAUGGCAUAUUAGAUGAGGUGAUGAAUCAUUUCUGUGUUGCACUUUUUUGUAUAAGAAUGUGGGUUUUUUUUCCGGCCCAAGAUGGAUAUUUUUCAUUACUUUUCUAACGAAAAUAUAGUAGGCUGAAAAUAUUCUUGUAUUAUUCUUAAAUUAUAGCUUAUGUCAUUUCUGUUUUAGAAAAUAUGGGGUAUGGGGGUAUUUUAUUAAAAUAAACACUAAAUGACUCAGUGGCGGAUCUAGACCUUCAGAUAAGGGGGGGGGGGGGGGCUCAGUUUGGUCCAAAAAAAGGGGGGGCAGACCCCGGGCCCCUUCCCUGGAUCCGCCACUGUGACUGGUCCCGAGGGAAACAGUUAGUUUCGUUUCCUGAGAAUCUCAAUAGGGAGCUUAAGCGACGACGACGACGAUGACAAUGAGAACGGCAAAAAAGCAAUAGGUUUGUAUUUGCAAAACAACAACUCUGCGCGUGAUCACGCUCUUUUGUACAUUUCUUUGCCGUUGUUGCACGACUACAACGUGAAACUGUCUAAUCAUUUCACGUUUUCUCGACUGGGACGGGAACACAAGACAACAACUUCCUUUUUCUUUUUCUAGACUUUGAUACAGUCCUUUCGAAUUCAACUCAAAAAAAAUUGCCAACAUUUGACGAAUUAAACUAGAUGGUAUAAGCGCAAUAAAGUUUGAGGCAGCGCAAAUUCACUUUUUACAUGAGGUUUUUGCAGCCGUAGCCGUUGUUGUUGCUUAAGCUCUGUAAUGUUUCCCGAGGCAGUGCUGAAGAAACUUUGAGAUUCGAAGGAAACAAAAGUAACUGUUUCCCGAGGAACCAGUCUUUAGGUGAUUUGUUACAUAGCUGGAAAUUUUGAAGCUGGAAAAUCCUCUCGCUGUAACGUACGGCGAUCGUCCGUGUCAACAUUCGUGGGUAACAGUAGUGCAUUCCCUGUGCACUGGUGUUACCCUUUGAUGUCACAGAUUUUGUAAUGUUGACGGCUCAGAGUUUUGCGGGAAACAGUUCAUAUUGUUAGAUAGCACGUGACCUCGAAGUAACUAAUGAGAGUGCGCGCUGUUGGGAAAAAUUUCCAGCCAUAUACAAUUCUAGUUAGUGCAGGGUUUUUCGUUUUGUUGGCUAUAGUUUUGCCGCUUAGAGAAACUGAAAAUUAAAGAAAUGUAACAAUAUUUGUAUAAAAAUAAUUUUAUUGUAUUUACAGAUUUUCAGCGAACAAAAUCAUAUCCUUUAUUCUUGAAAUAAUUAAAGUUUCGCAAAUCUCAACCUCGAAAUUCUUAUAGAUAUUAUAUUCGUAUAUAAAAAAGGAGCGCAGCGUACAACUUGUUCAUACACCUCACAGUGGCAGCUGCAGGAAAAAUGAAACAUUGAUCAGUCACAUUAAACAUAGCACCAUUUAUUCAUUUCUAAAACAAACCAUUUUCUGUUUGUUUCCCUUUUGCAGAAAACGUGUUUGCUAUCGUAUAAUGGGAACAAUGGAACAGCUGGUACUUACGUUGUAGCAUUGACAUUAGAAGAUUUCCCAGCAGGAACUACAAACUUCGAUGGCGUAACUCCAUUCAGUUCUGUGGGACUGCAGUUUCUUGUCAUAAUAAGCAGCUAUUCUGGUUCUUGUAGUAAUGUUUCUGUGUUUUCUCCCUUAACACCUAACGAUGGAGAAUGCACCGAAGUACAGAUUGGUUCAAUGUACAGAGCUGUCAUUGAGGUUACACUUGUAGACGUUUCAAAACGGUGAGCAAUUUUAUAUUUUAUUUUGACAAAAUGGCAAUCGGUUGGUGAAGGAAACAUUUUUCCAAAUUUUAAAGGAAUAAUUUAAUACAAGUAACGGUCUGUGUUCGAAGCAAAUGACAAUACCAGGUGCAGUUGUAUCUCAGUUUGUGUCCAAUGAACCCGUCACGCUAGUAAAGGUAAAAUUGCAGGGGUUGCAUUUCAGCUUUUAUACUACUACAUGAGAAAUUUGUACAAUUUGAUUGGCUUAGAGCGGUGGUAUUUCAACUUAAUUUGAAAUACCUACAUGUGAAAAUAACAAACCUUUUGUGGGUAGUAGUAUAAACAAAUAAUAGCAUGAUUUGCACGUGGUAUUUGGCAUAAAUACCACUUGUGAUAUUUCAAAAUUUCACCCGCCUAACGACUAGUGAAAUUUCGUAUGACAAUUUUGAAAUAUCACUCGUGGUAUUUCUGCCAAAUAUCACUACAAAUCAUGCUAUUACCUAUACUAAUUUGUACUCAUCUAUCGCCAGAAGCCAAUCUUAAUUAUAUAGUCUGGGUCCCAUUAUGAAAAAUUCCACGACUGCUGGUAGAGCGAUAACAACUAAGAGAAAUAUAAAAGGAAAGUCGUUCAGGUUAUUCGAGAUCAGAAGGUAAUCAGCACAUCAACUUAGUAUGUAAAGAUCGAAUAUGUUAUGGGCUAUUCCUGGAAGCGGAAUAUUUUGUUUUUAGUAUUCAAUAUUCAAACUGUCUAUAUUUAAUAUUUAGACAUCAAUAUUCAAUAUUCAGACUUCCAUAUUUAUCUUAUUUUCAUUAUUCAAGCAAUUUUUUCUAUAAGAGCCACAUCCGUUAUUGCAGGCUACCAAGACACAAUGUAUUCCUUUGCAAUGAGUACUACCUAAUGGCAGAGGUCGUUCAGAAAAUAUCAAAUUAUAGACAAGACAUGCUCCUAGUUACAUUGCAACAGACUAUUAUGUAAAACUGUGAAAGGUUUGAGCCCGGGAGUCAUUUCAAAAGUAGGUUGAGUUUGAUCGUCCGGGUGAACGUAUCGAAUAUAGGACUGUUGUUGUUUCUAUUGACUGUCAACAACAGUCCUAUUCAGGACUACGUUCACCCGGACGAUCAAACUCAACCUACUUUUGAGACUAUUAUGUGUUGGUAAACGUUGAUAGAAAAAGGCUUGACCUGGUUACAAACAUUGGCCCUGUCCCGGGGGGGGGGGUACUCCCUUAUGUUGUAGGUUAUAUAUAUAGGUAUGUGCCAUGCCAUCGGGUUGGGUUUUGGAGCCGUUUUGGUCUGAAAACGGGUAUACACUUUGCCCAUUUUGGUCUGAAAACGGGUAUAGUUUUCGAGGGAACUACGGGAGCGUAUGAACGUAUUUAUCGUUCGAAUUCCAAAUGAGGAAGAAAGAAAGAGAAAUAUGCGAAUUCGAAAUGUAUUUGAAGAUUUUUUUUGGCUCUCUGUUUGGAAAAAAAAGCGAGGAAAAGGAAGGGAAAGGGGGAAGAGAGCCCUUUUCGCUUUUCCCUCUCCCCAGUUCCCCGCUCGACCAAAGGCCUGUUCACGGGCUUUUUUUUUUUUGUUGUGCUCUAAUCUAAGUAAUACUAAUGAAUCACAUAACCAAGCCGACUGUGUGAGCCCAUGUUCCUUGGUCUACCCUAGCCAAGGAACACGGGCUCACUGGAUGGACCGGCCCGACAAAACAUCAGUCGAACAUAAUGAAACAUAAGAAAUAGUGAAUUUUCUAGAUAAAUAAAGAUUCAUUAUUCAAGUACAUUUAUUCAUAUUCAAACUAAGUUUUCAAAUAUUUAAACUAAUCUAAACUCAAUAUUCAAUAUUCAAUAUUCCGCUUCCACCCCUGAAUGUUAUUUUGAAAUUUCAGCAUUGUUGAGAUAGUGACUGCCUCUCCACCUGGAAUGCAUCUUACUCCUUUAAGUGAGCGUAGUGGAGUGCAUUACAGAAAUGUCACGUGGUAUCCCAACCAAAAUCAAGUUGGACAACAGUCGUUUUGCUUUAAGGCAGUUGACUCCUCGGGGUGAGAUGGUGAUUUAGUUAUACUUGACUUAUAGGGCGAAUAGUUAAUAGCAUAAAAUGAUAUACUAGGUAUUUGCGCGAGAUUUUCCUGUAAAUUUUUAUGAGGCAUUAAUGAAAUACGCUAAAAAGAAAUUUGUAAUGAGCUCUUAGCAUUGAUAUAUUUCCAAACAUAACAUAUCACGUGAAGAUGAAAUAAUCAGCAUGUCACGAGCGUGGGAGAGAGAAAGAAACUGAUUCCCCGACAGGAUUCGAACCUAUGACCUCCCAAACACCUACCUCUACUCUAACCCAACAUUAACACUUCCUUCUCACUUAGGGCAAAAUGCUGGCUUAGGGGAGGGGUAGGUAUGCAGUUUCCCAGAAAGGUAUUGAUAAUGAUCCAAAAAAUAAUUUAGAAGGGAGCGAGGGUUCGCUCAAGUUUUCUUGCAUAUCUCGCUUUGCACCAUUCCCACAGUCUGAACCUCUGGAACAGGCUAAAUUUACACUUGAUAUGAAGUUAAAGGAAGUCGAGUUUCAUCUUAUGAUCAGCACUGAUUUUAUGGACCAAAUUUUGGCCCAGAGCCUUUAUACUUUACUGGGUUGUUCCCAGAAUCGUGGAUCCAAGCUGGUCUCCUGUUCAUCGUCUCCAUCUUUUUGGUUUAGUUGCGAAUGUUGUAAACGUUGCACAAAUUAAUCGGGAUUCAAUUUAUCUACAGAAACAUUUUAGGAAUGCUUAUUCUUUUUUCCCUCUUUCUCGUAGCAUGGGAACUGAAUGGCGAUGCGUAACCAUUCUGGUGGGAAUAAGUAAGUAACCGUUUAAUCCGUAAAAGAAUAAAAUACCUGAGACACCAUGGUACCAUAGCAGAAGCUUAGAAGCGAGUACUAAGCAUUGGAUUCCCUAGAACAAACAAAAACAGUGUGCACACGUAGGUCCCAAGGUCCAUUUUUGUACCCAAGAACAGGGUCUUGGCGCCAUGUUGGCACUAGUACCCAGCUAUUUCCGUCGGGGGCAACGCCCUGGCACAAAGUGUGAACGCUGCCUUAGAUAAGGACCAGAUGUUAUCCAACGGGUGAAUAAAUACCGAUGGAGGAUCUUCAAGGAUUGUCUUUUUCAAUAGCUUUAACUUGCUCGGAUAUUUGUUUUCACUGCCUGUGCUGACUCGCGAAUGUCAAGGUUUUAGAGUUUUUUUUUUUUCAUUAUUAUUUUAGAAAUAGAUUACAAUUUUUUUGUAGGUAGCACACCUCGUGUCAUUCUGGGAAGCCAGACAACACAAAGUCCGCCCAAUAACAGUGAACCGGGCUAUGUAUGGUGGAGUAUACAGUUUGAUCGCGCGGUAAGAACAAUUACGGUCUACUUUGGUAGGGAAAAAACCAAUCUAGCAGAGUCCUCCUUAACUUUACACAUUAGACGAGCAUCAGCAUCCUCACUAUUCCACAAAAAAUGAAUGUCCACAAAACAACCUACCUUCUUUCUAUCUUUCUUUUUUUUUCCCUCAACCUCCAUUUGUAUUAAGUGAUUUAGUUUUCUUAAUAAUGUUGUCAAGCGCAGAAUCAUCAUGUUUUUUAACUAAUUACUUCGGCGGAGCGCGAAGUAAAGCAUUCGCGACGCUCAGGAAUGUAUCAAAGUUACCAUUUUUUGACAAGACUGGGCAUGCAAAGUCUGUAGGUUUUCGGUUUUAUUCCGCUAUUUGACGAAGUGAGAGCCGAAUUAGUUCGAGAUAUCUCGAGAUCACUUCGAGUUUUUUGAUUUAUUCCUUAACUUUUUCGAGGAAGAAAGAAUUGUUAUUUUCUUCCCCGGGGUUUGAACCGACUCACCUGUGUGACCCAUCAGGUCAGAGGAUACCCUAAGUUGAGGGAUUAGCCGAUUGCGCUACUGCGACCCAAGGUAGUUCAGAAUAUGAUAUGAAAAAGAGUUAUGAAAUCAUGCACUAGUUUCGGGACAAGAUUGGGCGUGCAAGUUCGCGACGUUUCGGCUUGUUUCGGCUAUUUCACGAAAUGAAACCAGACUACUUUGUGAUAUCUUGAGAUCACUUCGAGUUUAGUCUUUAAUUUACUCGAGGAAUAAAUAGAGGAUAUUAUGUGGCCGCGCAGAGACACGAAAUUUCUCUUCGAGUGUUGAAAAACAUUUCAUGAGUGAGCCCUCCUUUCGAACUGCUUUAUGAUGAAUUUAAAGUUACAAAAUGGUGCACAAAGACAUUUUGUCUUUGUUGAGUGUUACGUAGUAAAAUUGUUUUCAUGCGUUGCGUGACUUUCUCGAACGUUCUCUACUUUUUGGAUUAUUCAUGAAUAAUUAAUUUGGGCAUGUUUACAUUUCAGCAUGAGUCAGCAGAUUUGCAUCAGUUACUGAAAUCAUAAAAUGUGUCGAAAAGCUACACUAUUCGCUCGUUUAGUAUUUUCUAGAGCCUUAUGUCAAACGGUAUACAAGUUCCAAGCGAGGUCUUUUGACGGACUAAGUUUUUUUCUCACGAGCUGGACUGCUGUGGUUAGUCAAGUGUGACGAAGGUCGAUUUUCAAGUUCUGUGUUUACAAGUUGGCGGAAGCCGUAAGAUAUGUGAAGUUCAAGUGAGAGUUUGUUAUUAUUGGUAGAGGCUGUUUAGUUGUACUUAAGUUCAAGUCAAGUUUGUGUUGGCGGAUGCUGUGUUUUAAAGCUCUGAAAAGGCUAUGUUCCUUUGGUAUUAAACUUCCUUGUGUUAAUCCGACAUUCCUGCGUGCUGAUAGUCAGUGAAUAAUUAUCCUCAAAACAUUCGAACUCGUAACAGCCAAUUCCAUGCUCAACGUAAUUGCCUCCUUACCCAUGCCUUACAUAUCUUUAAUCAGUACAUGAGACUGCAAUGUGUUUUUGAAGCCUGAUAAGAAUUCUUUUUUCACUGUUUGGUUUGUUAGACUUGUUAUUCACCGCCAGUAACCUCAUAUUUGACUUAGGUCUAAACGUUUAGACCCAAGUCAAAUUUAGAAGGAUUUGUAUAGAGUCAUCAGAGCAUAACUUGGCUAAUAUCUCCGAGACAAUUUGUCUCGAAAUGCUAGUUUUUGGCAAGUAGCCCUCUUGGAUGUUGCUCUUUUCAGAAUAUCCUGACAAAUCCCAUAAUUUCACAAAUUAACACCUUACUCUUUCCUUAUUUCAUUUCUUACUAUUCCUCCGCAUUUACAAUUAAACAGUCCACAACCACUACGCCGAAGUGUACGCUCCGUAGCGCCUUGUUUAUCCUGAAAAAAACAGCGGACAUUAGGCAACGCUUCCACUGGUUUCCCCACCAAAUGACGCCUGAGAAACGAGCCCAGAAAUUCCAUACUGAUGACGCGUCACUACCCAGAUCUGGGUAGUGCUUCUAAUUGGUACUGCCGCGUGGGAAAUUUGAUUCAACCAAACAGAAGCACUACCCAGAUCUGGGUAGUGACGCGUCAUCAGUAUGGAAUUUCUGCGCUAGUUUCUCAGACGUCAUUUGGCGGGGCGACAAGUGGUAGCGUCGCCAAAUGUCGGCUGUUUGUUUUUUUCAGGCUACAACUAAAUCAAGUCCUCCAGUCAUGAAAUCUACGUUGCUGUUCACCUGUUAAAUUAAAAAAUAGCACGGAACUUGAAAUUACAUAUCCGUUAUACUGGCUAAACAUGAAGCUAAGUAUUGACCAAUUGCUAAGCCAUUUAAGCAAUCUUGACCAGCGUGGUUAGAACAAAACUUCUUGUAGAAAAAAAAUAGCCUGCGAAAACAGCCGUUUCUCCCGGCUUUCCAUCGCUUUAACGGGUUCUCCAGGAGAGAAGUCUGUGCCUAAGCCACAGAAAUCAGCCAUACUAAUGACGUAUAAUCUGUGCGGAAUCUGGUCAGGAGCUCUGAUUGGUCGAAUUAGUAGCUGUAUUGUUUUAGCUGUUGUUUACGAAUGACAGACCAAAGACAAAAGCCCACAAUGGUCAAAUGUAACCGCGAUGAAUCUAUAACAGAGCAGUCAAUAUUCGUGGAAUUUAUUCUUUUCUAGAAGAAGCAUUUGAGUCUAGGUGGAGGUCUUUCGCAGAUAAAAACAAAAAAAUACCCAUUAAAAUCGACCAGGAGAAACAUAAAAUCGAACAAAUUUGCAUUUGGAACCCCAUGACAACCGGAUUGAUUAUGUAAACAUUUAUUAACGUCAUCAGUAUAGAAUUUCUGUCGCUGAAGCGCAGACGUCUCUAGCUCCUAGCAAAACGUCUCAAGGGACGAGGAAGGAGGAGAAACGGCUGUUUUCGCAGGCUAGAAAAAAAAAUCGAGCAAUCCCAAAAGGGCCUAUCUUGCCCACUCCUGACUUAUCCGGCCAGCUCGCGGAGCCAUUAAUAAAGCAAGCUAUUAACAUAAUGGUUUGUAAACAAUGCAGAUAAAGAAACCUCGUACUUCUUCCUAUAUCCGGCUCGUUCUUCUUCCCAGUGGUCACACAGUUCAUAAAGUGGACGCACUCUCUCAGUUUGUCAUAAUCAACAGUGAUCUUACCACCCUGCAGUUUGCAAUGCCCUAUGCUGCAUUAAGUAUGAACAGCUCGUACGCCAUCUUGAUGGAUCGUGGUGCAGUGGUUGGACAAGGGUGUUCGUAUGGUGGACCUCCCACACCAGGAAUAACUAACACAAGUGACUGGCAGUUCACUGCUGGUUUUUGUCCGGUCGGAUAUACCCUUGCUCCACCAGAUUUUUCCAACUGUGUUGGUACGUAUAUAUUAGUUAGCUUU